Messenger RNA from Bursaphelenchus okinawaensis, 3646 nucleotides. The record is from the annotation of a GenBank genome assembly. NCBI's taxonomy places the organism in Eukaryota, Metazoa, Nematoda, Chromadorea, Rhabditida, Aphelenchoididae.
AUGAGGUUAUCAUAUCCAGAUGGACUGACUCCAGAUAUUGAGAUUGCCGAAGGCGGCACUAUGUUAGAGAACAAAACGUAUGUUUCUUUUAUAUCAGUGGAGGUGCCUAUGUACAAUAUAAUAAAUUAACUACAUUUCAGAAAGUUUGCGGACUUGAAGGUUAUGUUGGACAACAACAAAGAAUCAGUCAAAAUCGAAGCCAUGAAACGUAUCAUAAAUGUAGGUAUAAGUUAUUCAAUAUUAGCAUUUAAAUGAUCUUGAAAUUAAAUUGCGUUUUAGAUGGUAGCCAAAGGAAAAGAUGUUUCCGAACUGUUUCCAGCCGUUGUGAAGAAUGUGGCAGUCAAACAUCUUGAGGUAGGUGUCAAUUGAAUCGAUUAUUCUCUUUAUAGCUCAAGAAGUUGGUGUACGUCUACUUGGUACGGUACGCUGAAGAACAACAAGACCUUGCUCUUUUGUCAAUUAGCACAUUUCAACGAGCUUUAAAGGUAAGUAAUCGUUUAUAUUAAUAUUAUCGUUUAGGAUCCGAAUCAACUGAUUAGAGCCAGUGCCCUCAGGGUAUUGUCAUCGAUUCGGGUACAGAUGAUAGCACCAGUCAUGUUGUUGGCCAUCAAGGACUCUGUCAGAGAUAUGAGCGCUUACGUUAGGAAAGUGGCUGCUCAUGCUAUACCUAAACUUUACUCGUUAGAUCCAGAUCUCCAGGAACAGCUAGUUGAAUGCAUCGACUUUCUUUUAGGUAAGACAUUUUCAGCGAAUAGAAUCAUUUGGUUUUGUUAUAAAACGUCUAUUAACGUAAAUGACAACUUUUUAGGUAACAAAAGUAUGCUUUUGCUAUUAAAUUCUUAUUAAUGUUAUUGUAGGUGAUAAGAGGACGCUAGUGCUGGGUAGUGCUGUUCAUGCCUUUGAACAGAUCUGUCCCGACCGUUUGGAUCUGCUUCAUAAACAUUAUCGCUCACUGUGUCAAGCUCUAGUAGACGUAGAUGAAUGGGGUCAGGUUGUGAUGAUUGGUCUCUUAUCCAGAUAUGCUCGUACUCAGUUCACAAAACCAGAAGAAGAUGCUCGAUUGGACCCAGACUACGAGUUUCUGCUGUUGUCUGUCCGAAGUCUGUUACAGAGUAGAAACUGUGCCGUAGUAAUGGCUGUGGCGCAGUUAUACUUUUACACUGCUCCUAAAUCACAACUGCCAGUUAUACCUCGAGCUUUGAUAAGAUUGUUGAGAGGGCCUAAUGAAGUACAAUAUGUGGUUCUGGUGAACAUAGCUACGAUAUGUGCUGUGAGGGAUGACGACGACCAGUCGGUGUUUGGUGCCAUUAAGGUAAUUGUUUUGUAAUUGUGUUUUUAUUAUCGGUUUUACUAAAUUUUUAAUACAAAACGUUACUCAUUACCUACACUUGCUUAUUUAGAGUAUGUUUGAGCCAUUCUUGAAAAGUUUCUUUAUCCAAAGCUCGGACACAAGGCUAGUAAAACAACUGAAGUUACAAAUCCUGACUUGUUUGGUGACAGAAACUAACGUUCAGAUGGUGGUCCGAGAGCUGCAGGUAAUUUAAAAUAUAUUUUUUCUUUCUAACUAUAAUUUUGAUAUUAUCAUUAUUAACUUUUUUGUUAGGCUUAUCUUCACAUGGCCGACUUGGCUGGACUAGCCAUCGAAGCGAUCGGCCGUUGUGCUUUAAAAGUCAACUCGGCUGAAAGUAAUUGUCUCUCAUUGUUGGUGAACAUGAUAUCGAGUCAGAAAGAGAACAUCGUAUGUUCUGCUGUAGUGGUGCUGAAGAGGUUGUUACACACAGAAGCGCCAGAAUCUCUUUUAAAACGAGUAGUCAAGCUGAUUCCAAGUAUCAAGAACUCAGCAGCCAAGGCUUGUGUUGUCUGGUUGGUGUGCACUCAUAUUGACAAGGUAAUCUUUGACUUUAUGUUAAGGAUAAUAUAGUUUUUAUAAUAGCUUAAGCACGAGUAUUUGGAAACUUAAUAAUAUUUUUAAACUAAUAAAUCUAUUACAGCUUUCCGUUCUGGCUCCAGAUGUUCUACGUGUGAUAGCAAAGAACUUCUGCGAGGAAUCAGAUGAAGUCAAACUUCAAGCCUUAAACUUGAGUGUUCGUCUAUGGGCGAAAGAUAGACAACGUUGUGAACUGCUGGUGAAAUACGUGUUGCAGCUGGCUAGAUACGACCGGUCAUAUGACAUUCGAGAUCGCUGUAGAUUCAUACGGAACUGUAUCUUCAGGAACAGCGUGUUCCCCAUCGAAUGCUUCCUUCAAGACAAGCCUACACCCUCAAUGCAGAGCCAGUUCGGAGAUCGUGAGCAGUACCAGUUGGGAACGCUGUCACAUCUUUUGAACCAGAAGUGCGUCGAAUACUGUGAUCUUCCAGAAUUUCCUGAAGUUGCUCCGGAUCCAACUAUCAGAAGAUCAGCGAGACCAUUGCCUAGUGAACUUAACAACCACAACAACAUGAGGGAGGACUCUGAAGAAGAGGAAUCUGAAUUGAGUGACGAAGAAGAAGAAGGCGACGAUAACGAAGAAGCAGAAGAAUCAGCCGAAGAAGAGGAGGAAGAAGAAGACGAGGAAGAAGAAGAUGAGGACGAAGAAGCUGAGGAUGAAGAAGAAGAAGAAGAAUCUUCUGAAGAGGAGGAAGAACUAGUUAACGUUAAAGAAGCAGAGCCAGUUAAGGUAUCCAACAAGAAGCCGAUUAUUAAGAAGGCUUCGAAUGAUCUGGACCUGCUUCUCGAUUUGAACUUUGAAACGUCGAUUCACACUUCACAGUACUCGAGGGCCUCUUCAGUACAACCACAGGACUUCGUUGUAGCUUUGGAUCCGUUGUUUUCAAACGGAUUGGGAGUCAAGACCUGCUUCAACAGAGUUCUGUCAGUUAACAGUAGCUGCAUGGUAAACUGUGUGUGGAAGGUUUGUUUUCAGACGGACGAGAAGAAGACCGUGGACGUCAGAUUUGUGUUUAAUCAGGUAACUGAAACAUUUAAACAGUUAUAAUUUUUAAUUAUAUUUUAUGUUUGAUGUCUAAGUUGUUGUAUUGCAGACAGCAUCACAAGGAGUUAAGUCGAGUGGGGAUGUGAAUAUCUUUGGAUUAUCUACAGGAGAUGAGAAGACAAUAUCAGUAGGAAUCGACUUCGACGAUUGCUGUAGGAAGGCUGUGUGGACAGUAGAUGUGGAGGGGAAGACAUACGAUGUAAAUGUCACACCGACUCCACUAGAUCUGGUAGAGGCUAUUGAUAUACGCUCUGAUCAGUACCAGCUAGAAGAAAAACGAUUGUCAGGACUUCAUGAAACUGUGAAAUCACUUGGUAGUGGCUUCGACCCGAAUGUGACAAAGAUUCUGUCUUUGGUAGCCACUAAGCAAGUCGAGGGAAUACCAGUAAGUAUUAAAAUCUGACUUUAGUAUAUUGUAGUAUGACACCAUUCAUGUGGUAUUUUGAACAUUAAUUUAAAAGUUUCGGGAUUGCUUUUGUAACAAGGUUAAUGUUGCUUGUAUAUUAUAAUUGUUUUAGCUCUCGUUUGCGUCACAGACAGUUACGAAGAAGGCGAUUGUGUUGUUCUCCUUCUACAAGGGGACCGAGUGGAAGUUGAAUGUAAAGUGUGAGAACUCGACAUUCUGCUCCAUCUUUGCUCACGCUUUGUGCGAAAAGCUGGGUGAAAAGAGGUAA